AUGGCCGAAAACAUUGAGGAUCUUAUUCUCCCUGACAUCCCCAAGGAGCUGGCGCAGCAGUUCAACCUGAUUGAGCAGAAGUUCGUGCGUGCUGAGGUUGAUCAGAUCCGCAACGGCGUCACUCGUUUCCGCCCCAUCCUCAAAGAACGCGACGAGGCCAUCGCCAACUCCGCUCUCAAAGAUUCCUUCUGGACCCAGGUGUUCGCCAACGCGCCCCCGGAUGUCGACGAGUAUGUGCUCGAGUCCGACGCCGCCGUUCUCGGCAUCGCACUGAAGAGCCUUUCCGUUGAGCGCUUCGAGGUUGACGACCAGGGCAACGGCGAGCCGCGCAGCUUCCGUCUCACUCUUGAGUUCCGGCCCGAGGAUAACGAGUCCUUCGAGAACGAGAAGCUGGUUAAGGAGUUCUACUGGCGGAAGCAGAUCACGCGCUCGCCUUCUGGCGCGAAGCGAUCGUGGGAAGGCUUGGUCUCGGAGCCCGUGCGCAUUAACUGGAAGGAGGGUCAGGAUCUGACCAAGGGGCUGCUGGACGCGGCGUGUGAUCUUGCCGAGGCCGAGAAGAAGAACAAGGGUGAUCGCAAGGAGUUGCCGGAGUUCAAGAAGCUGCAGAGCAAGAUCGAGGAGGCCGCUGAGGCGACGAACGACGAGGGCAAGGAUGCCGACGAUGAUGACUUCUCGUUGGGUGCCUUGAGCCCCGCCGGAACGAGCUUCUUCUCCCUCUUCGGGUAUCGCGGACGGUCCGUUACCGCGGAGGAGUCCAAGGCUGCCACGAAGGAGGAUGACGAGCGAUUCCAGAAGCUAGUCAAGGGUGAGCAGGUUGAGGAGGACGACGAGGAGGAGGAUGAGGAUGAUGACGAGGACACCGAUGAGGCGAUCGAGAUCUUCCCCGAUGGCGACGAGCUCGCGAUCGCCCUGGCAGAGGACCUGUACACUCACGCCUUCAAGUACUUCGGCGGGGCUGCCGACGAUGACGCCAGCGAACUCAUGGAUGGAGAGGACGACGAGAGUGAGGACGAGGGUGAGGAGAGACCCCGCAAGAAGACCAAGGUCUAA
Molecule: messenger RNA, 1050 nt
Organism: Aspergillus affinis
Lineage: Eukaryota; Fungi; Ascomycota; Eurotiomycetes; Eurotiales; Aspergillaceae
Product: histone chaperone napB
Exons: 3
Coding region: 1-1050 (349 amino acids)
Biological process (GO): nucleosome assembly
Cellular component (GO): chromatin; nucleus
Molecular function (GO): chromatin binding; histone binding
Source: RefSeq, a predicted model, not a curated record